CCCGGAAGCGGAAACGUGAAAAGUCCGGGGCUGGAAGCGUCGCCACUCUGUUUUGAACUCUUUGGGGGGAAGGAAGUUUCAGAGCGGCUGCGGAUUCCCCGCGUGCAGAUCACUUCCUUGUGGGACUCGGGGUGCGUCAAUCAGGGAAAGAUGCCUUCAGAGGUCAACUAUGUUUUGCUUCAUACUGGACAAAAAAUGCCUCUUGUAGGACUGGGGACAUGGAAGAGUGAUCCUGGGCAGGUGAAAGAAGCAGUAAAGUGUGCUCUUGGUGCAGGCUAUCGUCACAUUGAUUGUGCUGCAGCUUAUAGCAAUGAAGCAGAGAUAGGUGAUGCUUUCCAGGAGAUGGUUGGAGAUAAUAAGACUGUUAAGAGGGAAGAACUAUUUGUGACGUCGAAACUAUGGAAUACCAAGCACCACCCUGAAGAUGUGGAACCAGCUUUAAAGAAAACCCUAAAAGAACUGAAGCUAGAUUAUCUGGACCUCUAUCUUAUGCAUUGGCCACAUGCUUUUGAACGGGGAGAUAAUCUCUUCCCCAAGAAUCCAGAUGGCACCAUGCGUUAUGACUCCAUUGACUAUAAAGAAACUUGGAAAGCCAUGGAGAAGUUGGUGGAGAAAGGUUUGGUGAAGGCUAUUGGUUUAUCCAACUUUAACAGUCGUCAGAUUAAUGACGUCCUUAGCAUCGCUUCGGUCAAACCAUCUGUAUUACAGGUGGAGUGCCACCCUUACCUGGCCCAGAAUGAACUGAUAGCGCAUUGCCAUGAACGAGGCUUAGUAGUGACAGCUUACAGCCCUCUUGGUUCAGGUGACCGGAUGUGGAAGCACCCAGACGAGCCGGUGCUGCUGGAGGAACCUGGAAUAAAAAAGAUAGCAGACAAAUAUGGCAAAUCCCCUGCUCAGAUCCUCCUCAGGUGGCAGGUGCAACGCAAAGUGGUCGUCAUUCCUAAGAGUGUCACUCCGGCGCGCAUAGUCCAGAAUCUCCAGGUAUUUGACUUCAGUCUAACAGAUGAAGAAAUGAGUUUUAUUGGGAGCCUGAAUAAAAACUGGCGAUACAUUGUGCCAAUGGUUACGGUGGAGGGAAAACUAAUAGCAAGGGAUGCUGGACAUCCUCUCUAUCCCUUCAAUGAACCAUAUUGAUUCCAGUAGUUUACAGCACUGAAGGAAACUACGUUGAAGACUGCCACUUCAAUCUGAUAUUAGACUUUCAAAAAUCAAAAUAAAAUGUUGUGUUUCUUUAAGAAUGUAUAUUUACCUUUAUUAAUUAACACAUGUUCAAAAGAAAUCAGAGAGCCUGUAUAUGAGACUCCUGAGUGUACUAACCUGCCUUGAUCUUUCUUUACAAAGUUGACCAUGAUCCCCAUUAGAAAUACAGGCUCAAUGCAAGGAAAAGGAAUAAAUUGUUGAAGGUGUACCGUGAAAGCAUUUUAAAAUGAAAAUGCACCACAAGUUUGCACUUCUGCCUUCAUUCAGAAUUACAAAGCUAUGCUUAGCAGUGUUAAUGUUAUCAUUAAUAUGUAUGUGUUCAGUAGUACAAACCGGUUUGUAGGAGUGUAGUUAAAAGAUGUCUCAUAUUAUUGUUGCCUUUGUGGGUGGAUGGGAAUUUAUCCUCCAACCCAGUAUUUUGAUAUCUCAAUAAUUUAGUAGCAUAUCUUUCUCCUUUUUUACAUGGAUUGUGUUAUACAUUAAUUGGAUGGAUGGUGAAGUUCAGUAUAACUGUAAUUGAUCUAUUUGACCAGUUUUACUAAAUCAGAAAUAUCCAGUAUCCUUUGGAAAUCAUGAUAACAUCUGAACUGGACACUGUAGCCUUUUGUUCUGAAAGUUUAAAAUUGUCAUCUUUAUAUUUCUUCUGUAUUACAAGGAUUCUUACGUAAAGUAUUAGCUUAAAAUGAAAGUUUUCCUUUUCAGCAAAUAAAUAUCAUUUUGUAUAUAUUAGAAAA
This is a messenger RNA of Anolis sagrei ordinatus, 1934 nucleotides long. It is a transcript of the gene AKR1A1, whose product is annotated as aldo-keto reductase family 1 member A1. Lineage: Eukaryota; Metazoa; Chordata; Lepidosauria; Squamata; Anolidae. The record is from RefSeq and is a predicted model, not a curated record. Gene Ontology annotation, molecular function: aldose reductase (NADPH) activity. Gene Ontology annotation, cellular component: cytosol. Gene Ontology annotation, biological process: aldehyde catabolic process.